Molossus molossus (Pallas's mastiff bat) is the source of this 1640-nucleotide messenger RNA. It is a transcript of the gene CCDC78, whose product is annotated as coiled-coil domain containing 78. The record is from RefSeq and is a predicted model, not a curated record. The transcript has 12 exons. Lineage: Eukaryota; Metazoa; Chordata; Mammalia; Chiroptera; Molossidae. Gene Ontology annotation, cellular component: cytoplasm. The annotation marks the transcript as partial.
GAACCACCUGGAGGAUGGGUGGUGGUUCCUCCCCAGGUUUUACCACUGACUGAGGAUUGGCUGCCAGGAGUCCCGAGGGGUGCCCCAGCCUGGGCCACCAGUCUUAAGACAGAGCUUCCCUCAGAUCUAGAACUGAGUGAGGAGCAGCGGCUGCAGAUCUCCAAGGAGCUGGUCGACCUGCAGAUCACAACUCAUCGCCUACAGGAGCAGCAUGAGGCUGAAAUCUUUGAGCUAAAGAGUGAGGUCCUGCGGCUGGAGAGCCGGGUGCUGGAGCUAGAGCUGCACAGAGACCAUGCAGCCCCAGCAGAGACUGGUCCGGGGCACCUCCAGGCAUUGGCACAGCAGCUUGAGCAAAAGGCCAGGGGUCAGGGACACUGCAACCAUCGCAUCCUUCAGGUCACCAUGAGCACAUGGAGGGUCUGGCUAGGUGGGAACCAAGUAGGGGUGCAGCAGGUGUACAGUGAGGCUGGGACCCACUCUCCCAUACAGGCACAGCCCAAGGACUUCCAGACUCCUGAGACCGAGCUGCAGAAGCUGGGAAAUGGUCUACAGGGAGAAGUGAAGUGGGCACUGGAGCAGUACAGGGCUGAGCAGCAAGCCCUGGAGAUGCGCGUGGCAGCCCUGGGCCGGCAGCUGCAGGGAGCCCAAGAGGAGGCCAGAGCAGCUGGGCAGCGACUGGCUACACAAGGUGUGGUGCUGUCCACCUGCCAGGGCCAGCUCCGCCAGGCUGAGAGCGAGAAUGCCAGGCUGCAGCUGCAACUCAAGAAGCUGAAUGAGGAGUACACCAUCCGGUUGCAGCGCUGUGCCCAAGCCCUGGUGGAGUAUGCAGAUGGUGCAAGCCCGGCACCUACAGCUGUAGCCCUUCGGAAAUUCCUGGAGACCACUCUGAAGGACAUUCGAGCAGCACACCACAGCCGUGAGCAACAGCUGGCCCGGGCUGCUCGCGUCUACCGAAAGCGCCUGGCAGAUCUGAGCCGAAGGCAUGAGGAGCUGUUAGGUGCCCACAGUGUGCAGCAGGUGCUGGUGGACCUCAAUAGGGUACCUGGGAUCCCCAAGGCUACCUCUGAUGCAGUCACCUCGGACCUGGAGCCACUGCCUCUGCACCUGGUCACAGAGCUUGGCCACCUGAGGGAGGACCAGGCAAAGCUGGAGACACAGCUCAGGAGGCUCCAAAUCCAGAAGGAAACUGACAAAGCCUCCCAGGGGAGCAUAUCAGAGCCACAAAGCCUGGAAACUGCAUCCCUGGCCCAGACCCACCAGAAACUCCUGGACUUCUACCGUGGCACCCAGGCAAAGCUGGAACAGGAGCGGGCACAGCUGCUAGCCCGAGCCACGGUGGCUGAGGCACAACUUUCCGAGCUUCAGGAGUAUGUGGACCAGCACUUAGGCAGGUACAAGCAGGAGAUCCUCAGGCUAAGGAAGCUGGUGGGUUCAGGAGAUCUCCAGAAAGUGGAGGCCGCGCCUCCAGCCAAGCCUCAGCGCCCAAGGUCCCGCAGCCGCUAACCAGUCAUCAGACUCGGAGCACAACUCUUCCUGGCCAGCAUGGAACUUUCCCCACAGCCCCAGCUUGGAUAGUCAUUCAUCCCAGCCCUCCACACAACAAGAGUCAGGGUGGAGCCCACGGAGUCUUUAUUGUGUCU